GGCUAUGAUGUUAUUGUGCUGUGAUAGAUAAGAUAGAAUUGUACAACAUUGUUUAAAAACUGUCCGUACUGGAGAUAAUGUGCUAGUCGUAGCACAAGUUUUUCGCGCUUGAAUGAUUAACCAGAUAGCAACUCCUCAGAUACCGACACACAUAACGUUAUGGACAACGGUGAUUUAACGUUAACAGUAAUGUGAGUCGGUGUUCAGUCGGUGUGUGUCUGAUCCACCAACCAGCACUUUGAAACGAUCCGCCUCUCGUUCCAACACUUUUUUCCCACUGAAAGAGCGCAGCUACAACAAAGGCUGAACGCGCUGAGCUCCCAUGGUGAUGCUGUGAUGGAGGAACUACUGAUCAUCGUAAAUGUUUGUCAGACGGAACGUUACUGAAGACACACAGUUUGAAAGCUACAAACAUGCCUCGGCCUGAUCGGAGCAGACUGUCUCCUUGGAUAGAGAGUCUGAUCCUGAGCUAUGGCGGUGAGGAGGGGAACAGCAGCAGCAGUGGGCGGCUGAAGGCUCAUGUCAUCGGGGUGGGUCAGAUGUCUCAGUCCCAGGCUCAAGGUUCUGAGAGCCCCACAGGGCUGCUCUUCCUCUCCGACGGGGUCCUCCAGAUCCCUGCCAUCCUCACUGUAUCCGCCUGGGAGCAUCUUCAGGAGCAGGAGGACCGCGAGUGUUUCACCAGUCUGCUCAACACCACAGUGUGCAUUCAGGACUACCGGCUGCAGUUCCACAUGGCCCCGGAACAGACUAAAUGCAGAUUCUUCUUAUCAGUUGGAGAGCUGGCUACCACUGCAGCCGGGCCAGUUAAAGAAAGCACCCCUUGCUGCACAACGCUGCCCUCCGUCAGGCUGAAGAUCUGUAAGACGUGGAGGGACCUGCUAGGUCAGGAGACGCAGGAUUCUCAGAAGAGCCAGUGUGGGUUUGAUCUGUCUGAGCUGCUGGGGGAGUGGCAGCAUGACUGUCUGCAGAACGUUCUGGUGGAUGUUAGGGAAAGGCUGAUGGUAGUGAGCGGCCGCCCUGUGAGCCCGCAGCCCUCCACCUCGAAUACCACCUCAUUGGUGACCCACCCUGACACAUUCCCUGCCACGAGCUGGGAUGUUGAACGAGUCAGAUUUAAGAGGGAGAAAUGUUUCACUGUCCCCAUCAAGUGUCUUCUCAUCCCAGAAGAAGAUGCUCAGCAGCUGCAGACUUCAAAGAAUAUUGGAAGCAGAACUGUCACCUCUGAGGACAGACAGAAGGAUUUACCACAAGUCUGCAAACCUUCAGAGACCGCACAGCCUUCUGUUGAUGAUGCAGAGUGGCGGAUACCCAAGCCAGUGGGUGUAGAGACGGGUCAGGACGUCAGCCAGAACUCACCUCUUCCUGCGGAGGACAGCCUGCUGGAUGAUGACAUGAUCGCCGGGGUGAUCGACAGUGACAUCAGACCUUUAUCCAACCCUUGGGACCUUUUUCCUCCACCAGGUGACACCUGCUCGUCCUCCGAAGCGUCCCCAGAAGCAACACCGACCCGCUCAUUGCACAAUCCCACUGCUGCUGAGUCCAAGCCGGAUCACGCUGCAAUCUUAACCAGCACGCAACGUCCUGUCCACAGCCCGAAGGAAUCCCGGCAGACUUCAGAGCACAGCAAAGGAGAGCACAGCUACCUUCCACCGUACCAGAAACCGCCAAACUCAGCUAGCCUCUCCGCCUCUGCUGGCUCUUCAGCUUCAACUUCUGCCAGUCCACCGGAACCGUCAAAGCUGUAUCCUGCCACAGAUGAACAGCGCGCGGACACAGUACAACAAAAUCUUCCUGCCUUGGACCAAGAAAGUAAAACUUUGGAGAAGGACAUGGAGGCUGUUGGAGGAACAUGUAGAAAAGCAAAGAGAAAGAGAAGUGAACCCACACCAGAAGCACAAACCACCUUAGCGGAUGAGGAAGAGGAGGAAGCUCAGCUCAGUGGCAGUCCUCCAUCUUGGCUCUUUGACACUCAGGCGGGCUCCAGGGCCAAUGAAGGCAGCAGUCACCACCAGGGUCAAACUGAAGGGACUGUCUUGAGACAAACCCCCACCAUUCACAGCGAUGGCAGGCCGUUCUGUUACUCUUACCAAGUGUCCGGACAGAAUCUGCAGGAUUUCAGUCGGUUCAAGGUUGCUGAAUCCUGGCUGCACUGGGCGGUGAAGUAUCUUGUUGUUCCAAAGCAGACUGAAAAUCCACACAACACGGAAAACAGAACCUCCAAUCAAACGGCAUCUGACAGGACGGAGGUCACCUCUCUUUAGGUUCAAAACACACAUUUAAGCUGGUCUUUUAUUGUUUCAGUUGCAGGGGCGGAUAGAGUGAUAUUCGUGGGGUGUCUAGAGGGUGUCAGAAAUAUAUGCUAAUUUAAUCACAAACAGUCCCAUAUGUCAAUAUUUGCUUGGAAAAGCCCCAAAAUGAAGAUAUCGAACUCAAAAACAUGACUGUUGCACAUUAGUCAGACAUUUUUCCACUGAACUUAAGCCUAUCACCAUAUCUAUAAAAUGACAGACCACUAAAUUAUAUGUCUUCAUUUCAGUUUUUUAACAUGUUAGUUUUUAAAUGAAUCUAAGAUGGCCAGGCAUUUUUUAGCCACCCCUCUAGAUCCGUCCCUGUUCAGCAGUUGUUUUCAGCCUGUUCACUCAUGUUCCAGGGCAGCUCUGUAUUGUUUAUUUUGUACGGUACGAGCAAAACCUUUUUUGUAAAUUAAUGUUGGUCCACGCUUACUGUGAAACAUUUUAAGCUUGUUGAGCAUAAAUAAACUAAAAAAAAAAGUUGAUUUGCUGUCUUGACUAAACUAGAAUAAUUUGACAACAAACUUGACUGGACAUCUCUAUGUACUGAAAUGUUUUAAAUAUUAUUGAGAAAUGUGUAUUGUUCAACUAUGAAACAAAACCAACAUGGGACCAAUGAUUUUCCUUCAUACUUUCUUUUUUGCCAGCCUGGAAGUUAAAUGGGCUUUAAAGGUCCAGUGUGUGACAUUGAGGAGGAUCUAUUGUCAGAAAUAGAAUAUAAUAUUCAUAGGUAUGUUUUCAUUAGUGUAUCAUCACCUGAAUAAAGGGAUCGUGUUCUUGUUC
This is a messenger RNA of Dicentrarchus labrax (European seabass), 3074 nucleotides long. RefSeq names its product ACD shelterin complex subunit and telomerase recruitment factor (gene acd). The record is from RefSeq and is a predicted model, not a curated record. Gene Ontology annotation, cellular component: chromosome, telomeric region; shelterin complex; telomerase holoenzyme complex. Lineage: Eukaryota; Metazoa; Chordata; Actinopteri; Moronidae. Gene Ontology annotation, molecular function: telomeric repeat DNA binding. Bases 414 to 2261 code for a protein of 615 amino acids. The transcript has 2 exons. Gene Ontology annotation, biological process: telomere capping; telomere maintenance via telomerase.